AUGAAGGAUUUUGUGGCGAGACUGAGUAAUGUAAGCUCUGACGGCAAGUUUCAACCGGCUAAGGAUCGCUACCAUCUGUAUGUCUCCUUGGCCUGUCCGUUUGCUCAUCGCACCAUCAUCACGAGGAAGCUUAAAGGCCUAGAAGAUGUGAUAGGGAUGACCAUUGUAGACUACCUUCGAGAUGACAAUGGAUGGGCAUUCACUGAUCAGCGCCCAAAGACUUCACUAGACACUGUCAAUAACUGCAAGUACCUCCGAGAGGUGUACAGAAUCGCAGAACCGGGUUACGAUGGUCGCGUUACCGUACCGGUCUUGUGGGACAAGCAGAACAAGACCAUCGUGAACAACGAAUCCGCUGAGGUCCUUCGUAUACUCAACAAGCAGUUCAAUGCCUUCUCAGCUACGGAGGAGCAGCGAAAUCUAGAUCUUUCUCCAGAUGAACUGAUGGAAGCCAUUGAGGAUAUCAACUCCUGGAUUGCUCAAGAUAUUAACAUAGGUGUAUACAGUGCUGGUUUCGCCACCACUCAAGAAGCCUAUGACCAAGGCGUGAUCAAACUCUUCAAAGCUCUGGACAGGGUGGAGGAUGUAUUGUCUAGGUCUCGUUAUCUAUGCGGAGAUCGUUUGACCGAGGCCGACAUCCGUCUCUUCACGACCCUGAUACGUUUCGAUGUCGUUUACGCUCAUCAUUUCAAGUGUAACAAGAAGCGGAUCGUGGACUAUCCCAAUCUCUGGGGUUUCACACGUGAUCUGUAUCAGAUGCCGGGUAUCGGAGAGACUGUAGACCAAGAACAUAUCCAGAAACACUACCAGAUGGUUCACCGACACAUCAAUCCUAACGGCAUCGUCGCCAUCGGGCCCGAUCUCGACUUCGAUUCUCCACACGGCAGGGAUGUUAAAUUCCAAAAGUAGAAGGAUUGAAAUAAGGAAUAUCCCAAACCAUGGAGCAAACACAAUCACAGGGACUGAUCCAGGUUUUCAUGAAUAAGGAAACACAGAAAAUGGGUCAAUAUUCUUCAAAAUUGGGGGCAAAAGUAGAUGUUCUCUGUGCCCCUAUAGAAUAUAGAUUCAAUACAUUUUGAUCAUCAGAUUAUUUCAAUGAUAAAGAUUUUUUGAAUUGCAUGUCUUUUUUACUUUAUGUAUAAUAAGAUAUAAUGAUAAAAAUACAUUCAUGUUAUGUAGUGCCUUGUUUGUGUGUGGGGGGAUUUGUGUGUAGAUAUGACGUGUGGUAGCUGAUAAUGUAAACCAAUUAAGACCAACUUUUCCUCUGAAUGCAACCUAUAGUAUCCCUGUUAGUUAUUUUAUUUUUUAUUAUAUUUGCUUGUUUAUUAUUUGUUCUUGUAUACUUGUCUAAUGUCAUCGUGAAUGCCAAGAAUCAUUUUGAACUAUUUGUAAUUAUUACAAUUUUGAUGAUUUAAUUUAACAAAACAUAUACAAAUAUAUCCUUUUCCUCUGAAUAUGAGUUAACUU
Messenger RNA from Lytechinus variegatus (green sea urchin), 1467 nucleotides. Its product is annotated as glutathionyl-hydroquinone reductase YqjG-like. The record is from RefSeq and is a predicted model, not a curated record. Gene Ontology annotation, cellular component: cytoplasm. The coding region runs from base 1 to 909 and encodes 302 amino acids. The transcript has 8 exons. NCBI's taxonomy places the organism in Eukaryota, Metazoa, Echinodermata, Echinoidea, Temnopleuroida, Toxopneustidae. Gene Ontology annotation, molecular function: glutathione transferase activity.